Molecule: messenger RNA, 694 nt
Organism: Hyphopichia burtonii NRRL Y-1933
Lineage: Eukaryota; Fungi; Ascomycota; Pichiomycetes; Serinales; Debaryomycetaceae
Exons: 1
Coding region: 6-674 (222 amino acids)
Cellular component (GO): endoplasmic reticulum-Golgi intermediate compartment; extracellular exosome
Molecular function (GO): calcium ion binding
Source: RefSeq, a predicted model, not a curated record
CGAAGAUGAGAUUAUCGUGGUUGGCUACUGCUUCGUUUUUGGGUUAUGUUAUAGCUCACGGGGGCCACAAUGAGAUCAAACAAAGACCAGAGUCAUUAAGCUGGCAAAACUGGCAUAUGAUUGAAGAACACAAUUUACAUCAAUACGAUGCCGAUUCAUUUUUCAAGAUUCAUGAUUUAGCUAAUAAAGGGUAUUGGGAGUCAAAAGAUAUUUUGUACAUAUAUGGGUUAACCAGAGAGUCUAUUGUCGGGGAUGGAAGUGGGAUGGGGGAACACAGUCACAACGAAGAAGGCAUUACCCAAGAAGCUAAAAAUCAUGUGGUGAACGUUAUAUUACAAUUGAUGGAUUCAAAUAAUGAUGGGAAAGUCAGUGUUGAGGAGUGGAGAAGCUAUGUGAACUCAGGUAAAGAUUUUCCUGACUUCGGAUAUGGUCAAGGUCACCAUCUUGACUUUGAAAGUGAAUACGAAGAACACCAUUGGAAUAAGUAUCAUGCUAAUCAAGAUCCCGAUGUAUUGAUUAAGCAUAAAGAAGAUAUUGAACACGAACUCUUACAUCAUGAACAUGCCAUGGAAGAAACUCACGGUGAUUCCCCUGAUAUUAGAAAAGUAACUAACCAAUUCAUACUGGAUAUAAAAUUACAAAACCUUCCUCUUAAAUAUAGAAAAUCAAAUUAGAUAAUAUAAAAAUAUAUACA